This is a messenger RNA of Calidris pugnax (ruff), 3066 nucleotides long. RefSeq names its product Rho GDP dissociation inhibitor (GDI) alpha (gene ARHGDIA). NCBI's taxonomy places the organism in Eukaryota, Metazoa, Chordata, Aves, Charadriiformes, Scolopacidae. Bases 2345 to 2959 code for a protein of 204 amino acids. The record is from RefSeq and is a predicted model, not a curated record. Gene Ontology annotation, molecular function: protein binding; Rho GDP-dissociation inhibitor activity. Gene Ontology annotation, biological process: Rho protein signal transduction. The transcript has 5 exons. Gene Ontology annotation, cellular component: cytosol; cytoplasm; membrane.
UUGGGUUUGCUCUGGAUGACAGCGAGCGCCCCGUAGGCCGGCUGCAGCCCAGGGUUAUGUCAUGAGCAAAAAAAAUUAAAAUUAGAAUAUUACAUCUCCCAAGCGGCCGAGUCCCUGAAAGGCAGCGGAGUGUUUCCAGAGUUGUCUCCGUCCCCGGAGCUGGGAGCCAGUGGCAGGGAUCAGGGGAGUGAGAGUUCUCGGAUGCUCUGACAGGGUGGUGCCGUGGCGUUAUCUGGACAUUCCUUUGCCUCGGAAUUCCCAGUGGUGCCAGAGGACAGUGCUCAGCUUCGGGAAGUGUCACUGAGUCACCGGUUGCUCCUUUGUCUCCUCUCCCUCCCGUGCUGCUUUCCUGGGAACCAUCCCAGCCCGGUUUAGCUCUGAUCCAUCCUCCCGUGGUGCGUGGGGAGCGGCAGCGCAGCCCGAGCCGGUUUCAGCAGUUCUGCUUCCCUCUCCUCGCAGCACAGGCUGCUUUUUUUAGUCUCGUAGCGAACUGGAGCAGCGAACUGAUCCGGCUGGAAACGAGCCCUGCAGAAACAGUUGUGAACUGGAUUAAAUUCCAACUGAGUUUGCUCUGUGGCUGCACAAGCUUUCCCUUGCGCCGCGGGGGAAGAAGGAAGGGUGGGGACCACUCCAAUUGGCACUGCUGCCUGUCCACGGCUGCGCUGUGUCCUAACGGACGUCCGAAGCCAAUUAGUGGAUCUGAGGAGUCUCUGACUAACUCCGGGUUCUCUAGUGCCGUGGGAUCUUGAUGCCGGAGUGUGAAGAACUCGCUGUUUACCUCUCUCUGCCUGAAAACAAGCCGGGUUGUGUUCCUGGCAGUUUUUCUGUCUGGCAGAAGGUGGGGCUCUUGCAUUCACUGCUGCGAGCUCCUUGGUGCUGUGCAAAAAAUGCUGAGAAUCCGGGAGAAACGGCUGACUUGAGGAAGCAGCGAAGGCAGAUGAAAGUGAAUUCCUGGGUGGGAAGAGGUUCAGCCUCCUGCUGUCUUCUGCGGGAUUCUGUGGUCAGAGAGGGUCUGAGAAGUGUCCAGGGCUGUUUCCAUAGGUGUCUCUCCACGGCUGAGGACCCCACCUCCUGUAAUUUGCCUUUGGGCUGAGCGGGGCUGGGAUCCCCCUGCCCCACCAGCCGUGACAGAGUCCCCUCCUGCUGUUUCCCAGUUGCUGUGGAGGCACCAGCUCCAGCCUUCUGGGACUGAGUCUAAAGAGUCUGUGCAAGAGAGCUGCUGUGCAAGGUGAUGAGCAGAGCACCUGAGCCUCAAAAGUUGCUGAGGAGCAGUUUCCUUCCCAAUGCCUCGGAGCAAUGCCUGAGGUUUGGGGUGUUGAGCUCCCGGGAGGCACCCACACCCGGCUGGUAGUCAGCAGUGUUUGUUGGGGAGCUGAGCCCUUUGAAGGACCGUGCUGCAGGUCUCCUCCCCUGUGUGUGUUGGUAUGUACUCGAUGGAGGUCUCAGCACCGUGUAGAUGGGAUGCUCGAGUGCAGUUCUCUCCUGGCAGUUCACACACAAUCAGGUUCUUUGGCUUUGCUUUAUCUGAUGGUGUAAUGGCUGGUCUUGCAUACACCUGGAAAAGCUCAGGUUUACCAAUAAAUGCUUCAUCUGAGGAGCAUGAGGCCCUCAGAAAUGUUUUGGUGUGAUUGGGAGUCUCCUUCCUCUCUGGCUGCAUGUUUGGAGAAGCAGCCGAGGUGCUGUGGCUGCGGUGGUGAGAUGCAGAGCUCUGUGCAGGAGGAAAGGCACCCAGAGCUGUUGGGGACGUGCACGUGGGUUGCUGCGUGUGCAUCUUGUUUAUUGUAUUCAUGCUUUCAAAGAGGGCUCAAUUGCAGAAAGUUCAAGAGUCAACGGAAGUCAGCAAUUUGGGACUUCAGUUCUUUAAAGCUCUCACUGAAGUCCGUCACUUCCAUUUCCCUGGAAGCUGUAGGUGUCGUAGGAGUUCAGGUGUUCCUAGAAGGAAUCCUUCAGCCUACAGAGAGAGAGCAGCCUGUAGUGCUUGGGAGGUGAAAUCUCACCUGGAGGCGAGGCAAAGGUGCAAUAAGGGGAUCAAGCAGUGGAACGGAUGCUUGAGUGAGUGUUUGCUCAGCGCUUCUGGGAGCCUUCGAGGCUGGAGGCUGUUUUGGACGGGAGCACAAAGCAAGUGACUGGGUUUGAUAGGGAAUUACCGGGGAGAAAUCCAAGCAGUUGUUCACGUGGGCCACGGGAUUAAAUGGCAUCUGUGUGUGUGGGGUCACAGGGAGCAGUUCUGGGGCUGCCUGGUUGGGCUGGGGCUGCGCUGCUGGGGAGGAGCCGCGCUGGCAGUUGGGGGGGUCGGGCAGUUACCCUUCUCCUCCCCACCUCAGAGUAAGUCGCGGGUGUGAGGAUGGCAGAGCAGGAGCCAACGGCAGAGCAGCUGGCCCAGAUUGCAGCUGAAAAUGAGGAGGACGAACACUCCGUCAACUACAAGCCUCCUGCCCAGAAGAGCAUCCAGGAGAUCCAGGAGCUGGACAAGGAUGACGAGAGCCUGCGCAAGUACAAGGAGGCCCUGCUUGGUGCUGUCACUGUGACUGCAGAUCCCAAUGCUCCAAACGUGGUGGUGACCAAACUGACCCUGGUCUGUGCCACUGCCCCCGGCCCGCUGGAGCUGGACCUGACGGGUGACCUGGAGGGCUUCAAGAAGCAAGCGUUUGUGCUGAAGGAGGGUGUGGAAUACCGGAUAAAAAUCUCCUUUAGGGUCAACAGGGAGAUUGUGUCGGGGUUGAAGUACAUUCAGCACACGUUCCGGAAAGGCGUGAAAAUUGACAAGACCGAGUACAUGGUUGGGAGCUACGGCCCCCGAGCAGAGGAGUAUGAGUUUCUGACCCCCAUGGAAGAAGCCCCUAAGGGCAUGCUGGCCCGGGGCAGCUACAACAUCAAAUCCAAGUUCACAGAUGAUGAUAAGACUGACCACCUGUCCUGGGAGUGGAACCUGACCAUCAAGAAGGAUUGGAAGGACUAGCCCUUCCCGAGGCCAAACCCCAGAGAGCGUGAAUCAGACAGUGGCUACCGUAGAAAUCCCCCCCUGUACCAAAGUGCUGACAUUGGAAACCCUCCUCCUACCUUUCA